AUGUCGAGCGAUCACCAGAUCACACGGCCGAAGCCCCCACCAGAUCCUGCAUACCUGGCAGGACCCGCCUUUGCCAUGGCGUACCAGCAUUUCUCGAAGCUGUGGAACUACUCCUGGGAGAACGCCAGCGCAGCCAGCAAUAACUCUAAUGAGUUGAGGAUCCACAUCAAGCAUGCUCUUCCAUGCAGGACGCUGCAGAGGCUUUUCAUGUCGAGUGUCACGCAUUCUCGCUGCCCUGGACUAGACCGGGUUAAGGACCCAUGUCCCUACGCCAUGACCCUCGAUCAACAAGACGCACAUGUGCGGAACCCAGCAAACCGACCCUAUCAAGAAGACAGUCCAGAACACCAGUGUUCCCCGCAAAAUGUACCACCCUUGAAGACGAAGAUGUUUCGAAACAAAAUCAACGGCCCUUUCUAUUCGUCCGUGUAUGGUAUCGCAUGA
This is a messenger RNA of Parastagonospora nodorum SN15, 444 nucleotides long. RefSeq lists its product as hypothetical. Bases 1 to 444 code for a protein of 147 amino acids. Lineage: Eukaryota; Fungi; Ascomycota; Dothideomycetes; Pleosporales; Phaeosphaeriaceae. The record is from RefSeq and is a predicted model, not a curated record. The transcript is spliced from 2 exons.